This is a messenger RNA of Fusarium sp. VM40, 1920 nucleotides long. The record is from the annotation of a GenBank genome assembly. Lineage: Eukaryota; Fungi; Ascomycota; Sordariomycetes; Hypocreales; Nectriaceae.
AUGGCUGCCUCACUCGAUAACAAUAGUGAUGACGGCCGAGAAAAGGGUUGGACACGGCUGGCCUGUGCAGCAAAUGCUGGCGACGUCGGAAGGGUUUUAGAGUUGCUGGCCGGCGCAGAUCGUUCUGGUAUCGACAUUGACGCGCGUGACUAUAGCGGCUGUACAUCGCUCACGCUCGCCACCCAAAAAGGACAUACCGCUGUGGUAGAGACGCUCCUUGCCUACGGUGCCAACCCCAACCUACAAGACAUUGACCACAUCUCACCAUUCUGGCAAGCCGCCCGGCAUGGUCAUAUUUCUAUCAUGCGCCUUUUCUUAGAGAGUGGGCGGUUAUCAAAUGUCAAACCGCGACCUGCAUACUUCCACCAGCAUUUCCCAGAGACUCCACUCUCCAUCGCGAUCAAGGAGGGCUAUCAAGAGAUGGUGGAGCUGUUAGCACGUGCAGAUGGUAUUAAACCAUACCUAACAGUCCCGCACCACAAGGACAACGAUGGAAAGACCAGUAUGCUGGGCCUCGCUAUCCGGAACGGGCUCGAAGAAGCAGCAUUGGCUCUUCUGAACAAAUGCGACUUUAGAGACGCUGGGUCCAGCGAUGGCGACCACAGCGACAGCACUACCGAAAACGAUAUCGAGCCUAUUUCGAAACUCUUAGUUCUCGCUAUCAGUACCGGCUGUUCUAGAAUUGUUCGAGAGCUUUUGACCAUGCCUACUGUCAUGGGUCAACUACUCCGGAUCCCCGCCGUCGACCCUAAUGCUGAGGACCAUAAUGGCCUUACCCCGCUGCUUCUAGCCAUCGUGUCUGGACAUGGCAAUGAAUAUGUUGAGAUUCUACGGUCACGGUCAGAUAUCAACGUGAAUCAGCCCCGACCUGGGACCGACAGCAGACCACUUGACAUUGCGAUACAAACAGGCAACAUUACUGUUAUGUUGUUGCGUGAAAGAGGUGCCAUUGAGUCGGUUGACUCCACGGGAUCCUAUCACUUUAAUGCGAAUGUCACGGUUGAGGUUGGAUUCCUGCCUAGUGCAUACUCUGAGUUUCAGGCGACCCGACCACAUCAGGGACAGCGACAGUAUGCAAGUGGGUCAUCUGAAGGAAGUGGAACUAGUUCAGCAAGCGAUGAGCUCCAUCUCGACCACGUUAUUCCAUUGUCAGGUGGUUUAGAAUUUGCGCUACGGAAGAAUCUUCUUAGAGAGCAUUCCCUGCCUUUGGGCGAGCAGCAGGCAUACGUCCGCGAGUGGGUAAAAAGUACGGCAGGUUUGUGCUCAUCUUGCUCGGCUAUCGACCUAGGUUCUGCCUUCUGGAAGCGUCAUACAGAAUACGGCGGUCGAGUUAUUACUGACCUGGGAAGGGUCGACGACACUUGGCAGGAGAGGGCUUACGCUUUGUGCCGCAUGUUUGCUAACAUAUAUAUUCGCACUGGCAUCAAGGGGGGGUAUAAACUGGUUAGCUUCUCCACGACACAGUCUUGGCUCUGUCAUGCAGAGAUGGCCCGCUGGAACGCCUUUCGGUUUAAGCAAUUCAUCGACACUAUGGUGUUCGCUGUGAUUCCAGACACAGUGGCUGCAGAUGGGGUGUAUGAGACCCAACUUGACUUCGGGGCAGCAGCGAGGCCGCCGAAACGUACAAGAGAUGCUGUCAAAGCCGCAUUUUCUUUCGGCUUGAUCGGCCGUCUCGGGAGUAAUGGUCCAAGCGGAGCUUCUGUGACCAUCCCACGGCUAGGUGCCAUGGUAAGUGACUGGAGUGUAGCUAGAGGCUGGAUUACUACGUGUCGCGAGGACCACCAACGGCGCUGUAAAUCGUACGGAACAGCCAACAUCCCACAUUUCUAUCUCAUCGAGUCUACUACGCGAAAGAUCUUGGAACAUAAGCCGUCUCAACCUAACCGUCGGCCGGAAUACGUAGCUCUGAGCUACGUUUGA